Messenger RNA from Soboliphyme baturini, 237 nucleotides. The record is from the annotation of a GenBank genome assembly. NCBI's taxonomy places the organism in Eukaryota, Metazoa, Nematoda, Enoplea, Dioctophymatida, Soboliphymatidae.
AUGGUAAUGGUGGUUGCGUUCGCAUCGUCAUUGAGGUUGUCAAGUGGUGUAAGCGAGGUAUUUUCACUCGAAAUCGGUCGUAUGACUCCGCUUCCGGUUUUUGGUUCUGCUCCUGGCUUCUCUGCUCAAACCGAGAGGCCUAGUUUCAAGCCGAGUGCGCUGUCGUCGCGGCCGCCUUUGUGUACUCUGUCUUCAUUGUGUGACGGAGGACGGUUUUUCUGCCCGGCGAACAAGUGA